Messenger RNA from Camelina sativa (false flax), 1262 nucleotides. Lineage: Eukaryota; Viridiplantae; Streptophyta; Magnoliopsida; Brassicales; Brassicaceae. The record is from RefSeq and is a predicted model, not a curated record.
AACAACAUAAUAUAAUACUAUACUAGUUAUAGAAAAAAAAUAUUAAAAAAAAUAUAUAGAGAAACCGACAUAACAUCGCGCGAUCCAUCUGCGCAUGGAUGGACACAAAAACCAAACCGAUGUUGGGAAGACCGUCUUCUCUAUUUAAUUAGCUCUCAUUUUUCCCCUUUUCAAUUUCAUCAUCCCUCUUCCCCCCACACACAUAACUAUUAUUAUUAUUAUUCAAGAUUUGAGAGAAGUGAAGAGGCGCAUACAAUCAAGAACACAUAGAGAGAGAUUGAGAUUCACACAUUUCUCAGAGUGAGAAAAGCAAAGACUACUAACAGUUGAGAGAAGUAGGGUGUGGUUGUAUGGGCUGCUCUGUCUCCAAGAAGAAGAAGAAGAAUGCAAUGCGCCCGCCGGGAUAUGAGGAUCCCGACCUUCUUGCCUCCGUUACACCAUUUACGGUAGCAGAAGUGGAAGCUUUGUAUGAACUGUUUAAGAAGCUAAGCAGCUCAAUUAUCGAUGACGGUCUUAUUCAUAAGGAAGAAUUUCAGCUGGCUUUGUUCAGAAACAGGAACCGGAGGAAUCUCUUCGCUGAUCGGAUAUUUGAUGUAUUUGAUGUGAAGCGAAAUGGAGUGAUCGAGUUUGGGGAAUUUGUCCGGUCUUUAGGUGUUUUUCAUCCAAGCGCACCGGUCCAUGAAAAAAUCAAAUUUGCUUUUAAAUUAUACGAUUUACGACAAACUGGAUUCAUCGAGCGAGAAGAAUUGAACGAGAUGGUUAUUGCGCUACUUCAUGAAUCUGAACUAGUUGUUUCCGAAGAUAUGAUCGAAGUAAUGGUGGAUAAGGCUUUUGUUCAAGCAGACAGUAAAAACGACGGAAGAAUUGAUAUAGAUGAAUGGACAGAUUUUGUAUCCUUGAAUCCGUCGCUCAUCAAGAACAUGACUUUGCCAUAUCUAAAGGACAUAAAGGGAACUUUUCCAAGUUUUGUUUCAUCUUGUGAAGACGAAGAAUUGGAGUUGCAAAACCUAUAUUUCUAAAACAAUCCAUGCAAGGAAGAUAAAAGGCCAUCCUUGUCUCCUUCGUCACUGUUUUUUCAAUUUACAUUUCACAUUAUUGUACAAAAUCUUAGAUAAGAUAUAUAUAUAUAUAUAAGUUAGAAUUUGAAAAUGGUUCUUUAGGCCGGUCUUGGUAAGGAUCUUGGACUUGCCUUGUGUAUAUGCAUACUAUGCUAGAUUUAGUACUACCAACUACGUUUUAUGUGGAACAAUCCAAUUCACAUA